AUGCAGACAUACUUGCCGUUCAACACAUUAUCAAGCUGGGCCUGGCACAACGACUCGCUCCCGGCAAACGGUGAACUACCAUCCCAAUACAAGGGUGUCAUGCGUGAGACGUAUGGAAAAGAAGUAUAUUAUGACAUUCCGGACCCUAAGUUGAAGCAGGCAACUCAAUGGCUCAUCAGUAACCCGAACCGAGUGAAUCUGGGUCGCAUUGGUCUCAUGUACCAAGGAAGUACACUCAAUGAGUCCUUGAUCUCGGAGUCGGAGCAAGAGCUGGAUUUGUGGAACGGUACCAUCACAUCCACGUUCAAGGUAAACGGGGAAGACGUGAAGCUCGUUACCCAAGGUGACUUUGAGUCUGAUGCUGUGGCAUUCACUGUUACGUCCGAAUUGGUUAGAAAUGGAGACUUGCAGGUCGAGUUGGACUUUCCGUAUCCUCCCAUUCACAGUACCAAGUAUAAAUACGAGGUCUUUGUAGGUGUAUACGACUUCCCGCUCAACCACACCACUACAAUCACUGAAGAUCGUGCCGACCGCACCUCAGCGCAUAUCAGGCAUGAGAUACAAGAACUACAGUACUUUGCAAAUUUGCGAUGGCCGACGGAGAUACCACUAAAGCUAACUCGCAAUGAGCCGCCAAUAUCAACAGCCAUCACGGCACACCAGUACACCUUGAGAACUGUCUCGGAAUCUUCUUCGAUGGCAUUCACCGCCCACUUUUCACCAGACCAAUACGUACCCCAACUCCCUGCCGAAGUCAUGGGAACCAAUAUACAAGCAUGGAACGAGUACUGGGAAGAGGGCGGUUUUGUAGACCUGACUGCAUCCUCCGAUCUCAACGCUACCGAACUCCAGCGCCGCAUCAUCCAGUCGCAGUAUCACGUCCGCGUGAACAGCGCAGCCGAAGGCCAGUCACCCCAGGAAAGCGGUUUAAUGAACAAUGGUUGGUAUGGCAAGUUUCAUAUGGAGAUGGUAAUCUGGCACAACGCUCAUUGGGCAACAUGGGGAAAGCAAAAGUACUUUGACAACGUCUUCCCGGCACUUUAUGAGACACUUCUGCCCUCUUCACUUGCUCGAGCGCAGUACAUGGGGUGGGAAGGGGCUCGAUGGCCGAAGAUGACAGACCCGUGGACCGGUGUUAGCUCGCCCGGCGACGUCAACGCCCAGCUCAUAUGGCAACAACCGCAUCCUUUUUACCUCGCAAACCUAGCUUAUGCAGCAAAUCCCACGGUGAAUACACUAGAGAAGUGGGAUAAGGUCCUGACCGCUACAGCCGACUACAUGGCAUCUUACCCUAACCUAAACACCACAACCAAUAAGUACGACCUCGGGCCCCCAACCUACGGCGUCACAGAAAACACUCCCCCAAACUCUACCCGUAACCUAGCAUACGAGCUAGCAUACUGGCGCUACGGUCUUGACGCCGCCGCACAAUGGAAGCGCAGACUCAACCAAUAUGUGCCUAAAAAAUGGACACACGUCGCGCAGAACCUAGCUCUACCUCCUCGAGCAGACGAUGGCCUAUAUACCGUCUAUGAAGGACUCAACAGCUCUUGGUGGAAUGACUCAAAACUCACCAGCGACCCCCGCAGCCUCAUCAUGAUGCAAGGCAUCCUGCCCCCAACCCCCGCUGUAGAUCCCUCCGUCGCCCUUCGCACCGCGAACAAAGUCUGGGAGAUAUGGAGUGAUGACAAGAUCCGCGGCUGGGGCAGCCCCGUCCUCGCCAUCAAUAAUGCGCGAAUAGGGAAUCCAGAGCGUGCGAUAUACCACUUGACAGCGUUUGAUACAUGGAGGUUUGACGACGCGGGGUUUGCUAUUCGCGGUGGUGAUGGGGGUACUCCGCCGCCGUUCUUGCCUGGAAAUGCGGGAUUCUUGUUUGCGGUUGCGUAUUGCGUAGUUGGUUGGCAGGGGAGUGGAGAGGAUGAGACGCCCGGGUUUCCUAGGGAUGGGUCCUGGGUUGUGAGGCAGGAGGGGUUGAAGAAGGCGUUGUGA
Molecule: messenger RNA, 1989 nt
Organism: Pyrenophora tritici-repentis Pt-1C-BFP
Lineage: Eukaryota; Fungi; Ascomycota; Dothideomycetes; Pleosporales; Pleosporaceae
Biological process (GO): carbohydrate metabolic process
Source: RefSeq, a predicted model, not a curated record